AUGGCCUCGCCAGCCACCGAAACCGCACAAAAGAGCGCCUCCAACCCACCACAAUCACAACCAGCACCAUCAACCACACCUGCACCCACCACGGCGCAAACGACCCAACAACCCAAUGACCAACAACCAACCAGCACCACCGACGACGGCCUCUCCCGGCGCCCACGCGACGCUCGCCUCAUCCAUCUCAUCCUCUCCGCCCAAGGCGUACACAGCUACCAAGAACGUGUGCCCCUCCAACUCCUCGAUUUCGCCUAUCGCUACACCUCUUCCGUGCUCGCCGACGCCUUCCGUUUGUCAUCAGAAGGCUAUGCUUCUGCCNCCGGCGCACCCACAAACUCCAAACGUAGUGAGGCAACCGAUGGCAGUAAUAUUACUGUGAAUGCGCUUCGUCAGGCCAUUGCUUCGCGCCAGGAUUACCAGUUCCAGGGCGCGUUGCCUAAAGAGUUCAUGAUGGAGCAGGCGGUGGAAAGGAAUAGGGUUGCGCUGCCCAAGGUGCAGAAGAGUUGGGGUGUGCAGUUGCCGCCGGAAAAGUACUGUCUCACUGGCACGGGCUGGACUUUGAGGGAUUUGUGGGAGCAGGAUGAGGUUGUGGAGGACGAGGAGACAACANAAAGAGAAAACAAUGGGGAUGUGAGGAUGGAGNGGGUGGGUGAUGUCAAGGUUGACGGUGCCGAGGAAAAGGAUGCGAUGGAUAGUUUUGAGGAUGUGUUUGGAGGUGGUGCUCAGGGCGACGGAGAUGGAGACCAGGAGAUGGCUGAGGCUUGA
Molecule: messenger RNA, 768 nt
Organism: Aureobasidium vineae
Lineage: Eukaryota; Fungi; Ascomycota; Dothideomycetes; Dothideales; Saccotheciaceae
Source: the annotation of a GenBank genome assembly